CACAGCCAGUCCCUACUACAGUGUAGUCUCUCCUCGUAGGAGGGAGACUGACGGCUUCUUCCUUUUCUCCUCCUCCUCCUCCUCCUCCUCCUCCUUCUCCUCCUCCACGGCUUCUUCCUUCUUUCUUCCUCCUUCUGCCGGAUUCCCUCCCUUAUCUACCUGAGCCUAUCCACCAGGCUACUGGGUACAUUACCUACCUACCUACCUUACACCACCGGGACACGCUCUUUCCUUGUGUUGCCUGCCUGCCUGCCUGCCUGCCUAUCUACCUUACCUACCUUACCUACCUGCCUCGCCUAUUGCUCUGGUCUGACGCCGGCGGCAUUAGCGGUAUUGGCGUGCGGCUCUGGAAACACCCAUCCACUCAUCCACACUCCGCACAUUCAACUGCCUACCUGUACCAACCUACCAACCUCUCCUCCACACCUACUCCAUUUUGCCGCAUGUCUACCCUCUCUACUGCCACCUCACCCCGACUUGCUGGACAAGAACUACUACCACGCUGUUGACCGACAGUAUAAUACCAUCGCCACCCACCCCUGUCGCCUCCCUCCGCUCCGCCUCCGCUCCCCUGAACAGAUCUCCGUCGCGCCCGCGCGCCUCCUACUACACCUCGACGACACCGAUAUCCUCCCUUCCGCCUGCCGAUUCGAAACCACCCCCCAUUGCAACUGCCCUCUGCAUGCCCUCAGAACGCGCGCAGUAGGCUGGAGAAGGAGCGGUAUUGUUACGCGGCUCCUCGCCUGCUGCUGCUGUUGCUCUCGCGCUCCCACAGAUACCACCUGGUGAUAUGAAGAAGAUGCACAACAUGCUCCCCUUCCGAGGCUUCUGCUUCCGGGCUGCCGUUCUAGCUCUGGCCAUGACAGCCCAGGUCGAUGGCCUGGUGCAGCAAUACUGCUCGAGCCAGAAUACUGGCUCGAGCUUCGGUGUCGUGACCAAUAUAUACCAGUCCAACGGGGCCUGCCAUGAUACGUGCUCAGCCGAGUACGCAUUCGCCGUCGUUCAGUACCAGUCAUGCUGGUGUACGAAUAUCGCCCCGGGCACUACCACAUCAGUAGGCAAUUGCAACGAGGACUGCCCUGGAUACCCAGCCGAGAAGUGUGGCAACUCGGACUCUGGCCUUUUUGGAUACAUUGCCCUCAACAACAGCCCGUCUGGGACAGCAGGCGGUUCGUCCAGCAGCACACCGCCCCCCACAUCAACACGGCAGUCAACACCAACAACAGCACCACCACCAUCAACACAAGAACCAGAGACGAGUUAUGUGAGUAUAACAGUAACACAGAGCGCCGUCUUGAUAUCAACCGUACUUCCUCCUCCUCCUCCGCCUCCUCCGCCCAGUAGUUCGCCAGAGGAGAGUAUGCCGCCGAGCAGUACGACAACUACAUCUUCACAAUCGAGCACGACACCAUCAUCGCCCAGCUCGAGUACAACCGAAUCGACGACCGAAUCGACUGUCGAACCGGUCACGAGCGUGAUAAUGACCACCAUCUCGGGCGCCGUCGUGACACAGACCGUCACCAGCACGCCCCUGCCUGCACCGCAAUCCAAUGAGAGCGCCCAGCAACCAUUGGACAGAGACGAUGGCAUGUCCGGAGGCGCCAUUGCCGGGGUCGUGAUCGGAGUCUUGGCAGCGCUCGCUGCUAUCGCCGCUGCAGCUUUCUUGCUCUGGCGGAGACGGAAGGCUUCCGAACAGAGUGAGGCUGGAGGACCACCAACAUCUGCGGGCAGCAGCCGUCUGGGUCGCAACGUGAGCGUGCUUAGUAAGGCUGGGCUCCUCACAGGUACUCGCCCGAGCAUGGGUGAGGCUCGAGACGAUUACUAUGCGUCGCAACCUGCGGGACAGACCAGCGUCAGACAUUCCAUGAUGUUUGGGUCUGGUAUGGCCCAUGGCGUAGAUCCUGCGAGUCCGCUCGGUAGUAGCCACGGCAGCGACCAGACGCGGCGGAUGAGUAAACCCAUGGUGUACGAUCAGCGUCUGAAUCCAUCGGCACUCUUUGCAAACGCAGAAGCCAAUGGAAGUCGAAUAUCCAUGCAAGACCAGCAGGACUACAGUCGACCGUUGGGAGUCAUGAACCCCGACCCGCGCCCGAGCUUCGAGUCGAGGAUCAGUAAGGCCUGAUAGAGCUUGCAUGGGACCGGACCACGACGACCACGUUAUUAUUUUUCCUUCCAAAUAUCGAUUUACAUGAUGAAUGCACAUAGCGAAGGCGUUUGGGAAACAGAAGCGGAGAUGUGUGUUCAUCUGCUCGCGCAUGGUUCAGUUCUGAACGGUAUCGCAGUCUGUAUGGACUGCCACAUACCACUUUACAAUUUGUUGGAAGCACAAGAUUUGCACUCAUUUUGACGAAUGGCAAGAGGAAAGAAGCAAAGAGAAGGAGAGAGAGACCAUUGUUGGAAUCGUCAGGCACAUACAGCGUACCCCAGACAUCAGAGGGGGAAGGAAUGAAAAGAAAUGGAGGCUGACCACUAUUGGGACGCUACGUAAUUAUGUUUGUAUUCGUAUGGACAUGAUAAUAACUAGAAAUUCGACCAG
This is a messenger RNA of Sphaerulina musiva SO2202, 2536 nucleotides long. RefSeq lists its product as uncharacterized. The record is from RefSeq and is a predicted model, not a curated record. Lineage: Eukaryota; Fungi; Ascomycota; Dothideomycetes; Mycosphaerellales; Mycosphaerellaceae. The coding region runs from base 791 to 2122 and encodes 443 amino acids. The transcript has 4 exons.